AUGGACUUUGAAUACGUUGCUUGCUUUCAGGAAAAUCAAGAAAAUUUUACCGGAUAUUUGGUCCAAUAUUUGGAAUUUGAAGGUUCUUUUGUUCCUCUUAUGACCCGCGAAGCUCAAGAACUCGUUUGCGAGCGUGCAUCUUACGAUAAUUACACCCAUCCUGAUGAGAUUCCUUUUAACCGAACAGCUUUACUAACAACAACGCACGGUGUUGCUGGAAAAAUUCCCCUUACGGAAGACUCGGUUCCUGAAAUAUCUUUGACAACCAUCGGUGGCAGCAAACUAGGAGAUAAAAUGGUACUAAAAGGAGUCACAAGUUUCGGCACACCUGGCGUUAUUCUCGUCAAUUGUACUCUUCGCAUGGAGAACAAAACUUUCCAAAUCAUCGAUAACAACUUGGCCCAACCCCGCGAACCGCUCUCGGCUGUUGCUGCGAGUUUACUUCAGCCUAUGGUGGCGGCAGAACCUGUAUUGCGACAGGAGAACUUUACAACGGAAGGGACAUUUAUGACUGCGACGACGGAAAAUCAAUGUUUUAUUGGAGCUGGACUCAUCCAGCGUGGUACCUGGGCACUGGCUUCGAACUAG
Molecule: messenger RNA, 588 nt
Organism: Oikopleura dioica
Lineage: Eukaryota; Metazoa; Chordata; Appendicularia; Copelata; Oikopleuridae
Source: the annotation of a GenBank genome assembly